Molecule: messenger RNA, 6250 nt
Organism: Octopus bimaculoides (California two-spot octopus)
Lineage: Eukaryota; Metazoa; Mollusca; Cephalopoda; Octopoda; Octopodidae
Product: sodium- and chloride-dependent taurine transporter
Biological process (GO): amino acid transport; sodium ion transmembrane transport; nitrogen compound transport
Cellular component (GO): plasma membrane
Molecular function (GO): gamma-aminobutyric acid:sodium:chloride symporter activity
Source: RefSeq, a predicted model, not a curated record
UUUAUGGAAAAUACCGUUAGUGGUGGAUUAUGUCUGUGUCGGGUUACCAUAGAUUAUCAGUUCAGCCUUGUGUGACCUGCGUUUAGGAACGUACCUUUAGCGGAUGCGGACAAUUCCUUUUCAGCUGAAACAAUUACACUCAGAUUACAUCAAUUGAAAUGACUCUGACAACUGAAUUUACAGAUGUGCCUACUGUGACAAUGUCAGCAGUAAGCAAUGGUUCAUCAUCAACAGAUGACUCCAGUAUAACAAUCAGUGAUGAGUCAGGAUCGAAAAUCAAGAAGAGGGAAACAUGGGGAAGAAAACUUGAUUUUCUUCUCGCUUGUAUUGGUUUCUCUGUUGGUUUAGGCAACGUUUGGCGUUUUCCUUUUCUUUGUUACAAAAAUGGUGGGGGUGCUUUUCUUAUUCCCUACUUGUUGGCUGUGAUACUGGGUGGUGUUCCAGUUUUUUUCCUGGAAGUAUCUCUGGGACAAUUUAUGUCUGAAGGUGGUGUUGGAGCGUGGAAAAUUUGUCCAUUAUUUCAAGGAAUCGGCUAUGCUUGCUCUAUGAUUGUGUUCUUCCUCGACUGUAACUAUAACAUCAUUUUGACAUGGUCCUUUUAUUAUCUGUUCUCAUCAUUUACAUCUGUCCUUCCUUGGUCUUCCUGCGGCCAUGAGUGGAAUUCAGAAAAUUGUACUGAGAUUGACUUUUACCGCAACGCAAGUUUAAAUGCAUUGAACAGUUCAUUUGGGAUAGAUGACAUGAAUUUGCUGCAGUUUAAUGAAACGACUAAUUACAUUGAACGACCCAUUACUCAACUAAGAAAUUACACGAGGCCAAUAGUAAUGGAUCCUAUUACAGAAUUUUGGGAGCGCAAAGUACUGAACAUAUCUGAUGGUGUGGAACAUCCUGGAACUAUUAAAUGGGACCUGGCUUUGUGUUUAUUGCUUGCAUGGAUUGUGGUUUAUUUUUGUAUAUGGAAAGGAAUAAAAAGUUCUGGCAAAGUUAUGUAUUUUACUGCAACUAGUCCCUACAUUCUAAUGCUUGUCCUUUUAAUACGUGGGGUUACAUUGGAUGGUGCUGUUGAUGGUUUAAAGUAUUAUUUAAUUCCUGAUUGGAGCAAACUUUUAAAUAGACAGGUGUGGGUCGAUGCUGGUACUCAAAUUUUUUUCUCUUAUUCUAUAAGUUUGGGUACAUUGACCGCUCUUGGAAGUUAUAACAAAUUUCAUCAUAAUUCAUAUAAGGACAGUAUACUGUUUGCUAUAGCUAACACUUUUACCAGUUUUCUUGCUGGAUUUGUCAUUUUCUCUGUGCUUGGUUUUAUGGCUAAAAGACAAGGUUUAACAAUUGAUGAAGUAGCUGAAUCAGGUCCGGGUCUUGCAUUUAUUGCUUACCCAGAAGCUGUUUCACAAAUGCCAGUCGCUCCAUUAUGGUCUAUAGUAUUUUUUGUAAUGAUCAUUUUGCUUGGAUUAGACAGCCAGUUUGUUGGUGUCGAAGGGUUUAUUACGACUGUAGUUGAUCGUUGGCCCCAACAUUUAAGACGUGGCUAUCGCCGAGAGAUUUUAAUCGGAUUUGUUUGUCUUCUGGCAUUUGCAGUUGGCUUAACUAUGGUUACUAAUGGCGGUAUGUAUGUCUUUCAGUUGUUCGACUACUACCCGGCCAGCCGGAUAGUUCUUCUUGUGGCUUUCUUCGAAUGCGUCGUGGUUGCUUAUAUCUACGGGGUAGACCGGUUCUAUGACAAUCUUGAAAUGAUGUAUGGAUUCAAGUUGAGUAAAUGGAUGAAGUAUUGUUGGAUGUACCUGACACCAGCAUUUACACUGAUCGUCUUCGUCCUGAGUACUAUCAGCUAUUCUGAACUAACGUACAAGAGGAAAGUGAUCGAAUAUCAUUACCCUCACUGGGCGGUAUCUAUUGGCUGGACAAUGGCAUGCUCUUCAAUUAUAUUUAUUCCUCUAGUAAUGUUUAUUAACAUCUACAAAACAAAGGGAUCACUCAAAACAAGAAUUGAAUACUUGCUACGUCCAAUGCUCAAGUCAUACCAACUGCGGCCCAAUGAGGAUCUUACGAAAGUGACGCUAAUCACUCGGUGUGAUUAUGACUGUGAACCAGAAAUUGCUGCAGAAGAAUCCGCUACUGUUCAAAAUCAUUUAAUUGAAAAAUCAGCAGAAGCCAAUCUUGAAAUUGUACCCAAUUCUGAUACUAAAGAUACAAAUAUUUAAUAGAAUUAAAUGUUCUAAAAAAAUUCUAGAUAAUUCCAAAAAUUGUUGGACAAACUCUGCAUAAACUUUAGCUUAACUUCAACUUAACUAGCAAUAGGUUUAAUCUUUCUAGUUCUAGCACUGCAGAUAAACGGCUAUGAAAGAUUGUACACCAUUUUAGUGUCAUGAAACUAUGUCUUCUUAUUCAUUGGGAUAUCAAAAGUAGAUAUUAAACAUUAACAUUAUUCAGAAUAAUUUUUAAAGAUUAUUUUUAUAAAUUUAUUAAAAAAGUAAUUAGAAAUAAAUUCAUUUCAAAUGUUAAUAAUACAGACAUCUGUGUAUAAAUUUAUGUACACAUUUUAUAAUAGACGUGUAUAUAAAUAUAUAUGCACAUCUAAUAUGCAUGUGUGUAUAAAUUUUAUCAAAUCAUAACUGAAUAGUAUUUUCAUUUAAUGUAGAAAUGAAUUAUAAUUUGAAAAAUUAUCACUUCAUUUUUUAAAAAUUGAUUAUUUAAAAUUACAACUUGAACAAAUUUAUGUUAUCUUCCAUCAUAUAACUUUUAGAUAAUGAGUAAAUUUAACCUCAAAACUCUAAUGAGUAUGCAGGUUAAAUAUAAAACCUUUUCAAAAAAAUUGCUACAUUUUUCAUAUAUCUUUCUUAUUAUUGUAAUGAUAGCUCAAGUUUUCAUAUAUUCUUGCAGUAUUGCUUCAGUUGGAAGGAAAAAUUUUUUUUAAAUAACCUAUUAAAUAUUUUACUGAACUUAUUAGCUAUGAAAAUUGUUUCCUAGAAGUAAUUGUACUUCAUUUCUUAAAAAUCACCUGUGAUUCAGAUAACUCCCACAGAUAUAGAUAUCCAUGUCCUUCUUAAUAAAAUAGACAAACAGUUUGAUGACUUUUUUGGCACAUUCAUGCUAGUUUUAUAAUAAUCCCUUCACAAAACUUGACAGCUUUUGAUCAAUUGAAAUCUAAUAUAAUUUCUCUUCUAUUUAGUUUAAUUUAUACUAGAUUCAUCUAAUUGAAAACAAAAUUAACAUUAAAAUUCUAAAAUAUCCUCCAGUUUUAUUUUAGAUAAAGAUUUAUUUAAAAUUCUUUUGAGGAACAUAAUAUUAGAACCAGUUUAUUGCAGAUUAUUAUUGCCUUUCAUCAAUUACGAUAAAUGCCUCAAAUAUCUUUCAUUAAUUUCAUACUUUCAUGCAUUUCAAUUCAGUUAUAAAUAAUUUCUUAUUACUUUUAAUGAAAGACUUAAGGUGUUAAAUUUUACAUCAUCACUGAUUUAUAAACUGAAGUCCGUUAGAUUACUGGGCCAACAAUGUACAUAUAUCAGCUAUCAAGAAAUGCCUAAGACAUGAGAGAAACCAUUCUGUAACAAUGAAUUUUCUUUCACAUUAUUUUUUUCUUUGGAAAUUCUAAAUAGAUAAAAAUCAUUGUUUAAUGUUAGUCUUGUUACAUACAAGUAUGUAUUAUUCCUGUAUUCUUCCAAUAUGCAUACUGCAAUGAUGUCAAAGACAUUGUAUUAUUGAAUUAUCAUUUAUCAAAUUUCAUUUUACAUAAAGUAUAAGUUUUUUUGUUUUUUUUGUUUUUUUCAUUUGAACAUGAUACUUUAAUAACUUCAUAAGGUUUCAAGUUAUUGUCUAAAGUGAUUAUACAACAUUCACCAUUAUUAAAGACAGUUUUGGCAUUUGUUAAUUUCUUAUGCCACAAAGUAUCAAAGAAAACUGGUACAUCCUCAGUUUCUUUUUAUAAGCUAAAAUUGGUCUCAUACUUUACUGUUACUAAGAAACUGAAGCUACAGACUUUAUUAAACAAUGAUAUGAUAAUUAUCUUCCCAAUAUAUAUGGUUUGUUUUAUUUCUUGCUGUUUGUCUUAAGAUAAAAAUAUUUUUUAAUAUUAUAUUGAUUAAAUCCCUAAUUAUUUUGCAUUUUGCAUUGUGACAUGAUGUUUGAUUUAAAAUUGUACAAAUAAAUUUUUAAAUAAUGCUUUUUAUCUUUGGAAUUGCAACAGUGAAGGUGUUAUUUGAUUAAUACAAUUUCCUCAGCUUACUCCAAAUCCAAAAAUGAAUAAUGUCAGUAAUAAAAUUAAAGAAUUUUCUGGUCAGAAAAGGUAAUUCUUUAAAUUUGAUUAAAUUUAGAUUCUUUUAAGAUUUAAAAACCACUCGAACAAAGAAUAUUAUUCCUAUGGCUGUUUAGUUUUACAGCUGUUGCCAGUGUAUAAAAUAAUGCUUUAUUUUCUGCAUAUCUUAUGGAAAAGCUCCCUUUCAUAAAGGUUAGAUAGCAAAUCUGACCUUUAGUCCUCUGACUAUUAUUAUUACUAUUGUUUUUUUAAAUUAAAUUUAGAUAUUGAAUUUUUACAAAUGCUAUAGGUAUAUUUAAAAUAUUUUAGUUUAAUUACAUCAUCAGCUGCAGCUUGUCAUAAUCAUCAUAAUCAGUUAUCAUCAUCAUUGUCAUCACCACUAUAAAAGUCAUAAUUCAUAAUUACUUUCAUUAACUCAUUAUCUUCUUCAGCAUCAUUUUCAUUAUACCAUAUUCUGUCGAGUUCCAAGCAUAUGAAGGACAUUUUUCAAACAGGAGCAGUUUGGAUUUUAUUGUAAUAUAAAGCAUUUGCUUUUUUUGCUUUCAUUUUUUUUUUUUAUGAACUUUUGCAAAUGUAAUUAGUAAUGUUUUAUUUGCUAUGGAUAGUAGUGGGCCAUUAUGAUAGCUGUUUCAUUUUAUAAGUGAUGCUAAUGUAAAAUUGUGUCAGCUCAAGUAUUUUAACUACUAACGAAGCUAAAUAAUAAUUCAACUUGCUGAUUGGACCCUAAUCGGUAUUGACAAGAUAGCAUCGAUGUCUGCUAAAUAUUGCUAACAAAACAAAAAAAUGUAAUAAAAUAUUUUCACUUUUAAAAACUUGUUUUUAAAUUUUAUAGCUGAACAUUUUUUUUUUAAAUCGUUGAAUAAUCUAAGAGCAAUUUAUAUAUUAGUGUAACUUUUUAAAAACAUUAUUUAACUCUUUAAAAAAAUUUUAAGUAGACCCUAUAUUAAUACUAGUGUUAAGGAUUUUGUUUGCAUAUUUACAAAAUAAAUUAGGGAUACAAUCAAGAAUUUUUUUUUAAUUAAUUAAAUAUUUGGUAAUUAACAUUUUGCCCAGUUAUAAUUUUCUUAUUGUUUGAACUUACAUGGUUGAUGCUCCCGAAACAAUUUUAUAAAUACAUAUUUAAGUAUAUAUGUAUGUGUGUAUUUAUAUACAAUUAUAUAUGUAACUUUACAUAAGUGCUUGUGUGUGUGUGUGUGAGAAAGAGAGAGACCUGUCUCUAAGAAAUAAAUACAUACGCACACACACACACAUAUAUAUAUAUAUAAACAUACAUGACAUGUACAUAUAUAUUCAUAUACACAUUUAUAUACCUACUUCAGUGAUAACACCCGUCACUCAAUUUUAUGUGUCUAAAAUGUGCACAUACUGUAUGCAUACACAUGUAUGUACGUACGUGUGUGUGUGGGGGUUUGUGUGCAUAUCAUAAAUGUAUAAAAAGGGUUGUCUGUGACUGCAAAUGUCGCUUAUUUCAAGGUGUGGUCAAAUGGACAGUUCAUACAAGCUUUGAGAAAGUCUAAAAGUCACAUUCAACUCUCAUGUUUAUAGUAAAUUUGACUUGGCAUCCAAUAUUGAGUCUUUUCAUCAGUAAACAAACAUUAACAUUUAUAUAUAUAUAUAUAUAUAUAUAUAUAAGCAACACACACACACACACACAUACAUAUUACCUAUGUGUAUAUAUAUGUAGACACACACAUACAUACACACAUAAUCAUGUGUACAUAUAUAGAUACAUAUACAUAUCUUAUAAUAAUAAUGCUACCAUUGUACUUAUUAUAACAAUCUCACUCAGUUUUCUGUUUUUUGCUUUUAUUUUUCUAUUUUGAGAAUUAGACAGUUUCAAAAAUACAGUUAUGUACACUAUUUUUUAAGCUAAAUAAACCAUUAAAAUAUUUCUAAUAGGAAGAUAUUAGAUUUUCCAAAAAAAAAAAGAAAAGAAAAAGAAAAAAAUGAAGAGAUGACCCUUUGUCUAUCAUUUGUUAUAAUAAAAAAAAAAUUUUAAAGGAA